GCUUGUUAAAUAUCUACUUGUGUUGUAAACGCUGUCUACCUUGUCGUCCAGGGUGGGUCCGGUCUCGCCUAGGUCUCUUGUUUUUCACGUUUUGCGUUUAACCCAAAAGGGGGAAUUUGUUUUUUAAAAUUCAUUGGAGAAAAAUGAUUUAUUCGGAUUUAUUACAGAACAUUAAUUAAUAAAAAAGUUGUGAAGUCAUGAAGUUCUAUAUUUUUCAACUAUAUCUUUUACGAUACAUAUUCUACACAGCGCGCGUCACUCUUAAAAAAUGCACACGAGAAGUUCACCACUCAGGUUUUGGAUUACAAAAUGCGUAAUCUGCGUAGUUUGCUUAAAUUACGUUUGUUUAGAUUGGAUCAAUAUUUCUGUACUUUUGGCAGGGGGUACGAAUAUUUGUUUAGUGGUGAACCCCUAGAAUGCGCAAGUGGUUCUUUUGAAAUGAACUGCAGGCAUCCGCUCUUCCUUGAGAAAUUAUCAUAUAAAAAAUUCUUGCUUAGUUAGUGUUAGCACCGAGGAUGGGAGAUGGAAGACCAACAUAUCUUGGACAAACAGGUGACAAAGAUUCCCGGCAGUUAUUGCCUUAUUACGAAUUUCUUCCACUGGGAACAGCAGGUUACCUUAAUUCUGAAAGCUGGAUGAAAUUUUCUAGCAAAUUGUUUGGCGACAGUAGAUGGUUAUGGCUUCUGGCACCAGCAGCGGCAUCUUCUAGUUACCAAAAUGCAUAUAUUGAUAUUCGCAAGCCUUUUGAAACUGAGCACAACAGGCUCCUUCCCAUGGAUUUAUUCUACUUUAAUUACGGUAAACAUGGAGCACAAUUUUACCCAUCAACAUUAAUUUCUGAACCACGAUCGCUAGCUACAAUUAUCACAAAUUUAAUAAAAAACAUUAUACAGCAGUUUAGACCCACUACAAUUGCAGAAAUAUCUCCAACUACUACUGCAAAUACUCUUACAAUACCCCAUUCAAGCACAACAAACAGAUUUACUAAUUCACCUUCAACCACUACACCCGCUUUCACUACUUCAGAUGCAUCUUCUACCAUGGGAUCAACUGAAUCUACUAUCUCAACAUCAACGACCGUCACCGAAUCAACUACCACUGCUCUAACUCCUUCAAUGGAAUCAACUGAAUCUGCUACACCAACGUCAACGACUGUCACUGAUUCAAUUAUCACUGAUUCAUCGUCUUCUAUGGAAUCAACUGAAUCCACUACACCAAUAUCCACUUCUGUCAGUGAAUCAACUACAGUUGUUCCAUCUUCUACUAUGGAAUCAACAGAAUCCACUUCAUCGACGUCAACAACUGUCACUGAAUCAACCACAACUGGUCUCUCUUCUACUAUGGAAUCAACUGGAUUUACUACUCUAACGUCAACUACUGUCAGCGACCCAACUACAACUGUUCCAUCUUCAACUACAGAAUUACCAGAAUCCACUUCACCGACGUCAACGACUGUCACUGAAUCUACUACCACUGAUUCAUCUUUUACUAUGGAAUCAACUGUAUCCACUACCCCACCAUCAACUACUGCCAGUGACUCAACUACAACUGUUCCAUCUUCAACUACGGAAUCAAGUGGAUCGACUACACCAACGACAACGACUGUCACUGAAUCUACUACCUCUGAUUCAUCGUCUAUUAUGUCACCAACUGAAUCCACUACCCAAACAUCAACUACAACUGUCCCAUCUUCAACUAUACAAUUGACUACUCAAACUCCAACGACUGUCGCCGAAUCAACUACCAGUGAUCAAUCUUCUACUAUGGAAUCAACAGAAUCCACUUCAUCGACGUCAACAACUGUCACUGAAUCAACCACAACUGGUCUCUCUUCUACUAUGGAAUCAACUGGAUUUACUACUCUAACGUCAACUACUGUCAGCGACCCAACUACAACUGUUCCAUCUUCAACUACAGAAUUACCAGAAUCCACUUCGCCGACGUCAACGACUGUCACUGAAUCUACUACCACUGAUUCAUCUUUUACUAUGGAAUCAACUGUAUCCACUACCCCACCAUCAACUACUGCCAGCGACUCAACUACAACUGUUCCAUCUUCAACUACGGAAUCAAGUGGAUCGACUACACCAACGACAACGACUGUCACUGAAUCUACUACCUCUGAUUCAUCGUCUACUAUGUCACCAACUGAAUCCACUACCCAAACAUCAACUACAACUGUCCCAUCUUCAACUAUAGAAUUGACUACUCAAACUUCAACGACUGUCGCCGAAUCAACUACCAGUGAUCAAUCUUCUACUAUGGAAUCAACAGAAUCCACUUCAUCGACGUCAACAACUGUCACUGAAUCAACCACAACUGGUCUCUCUUCUACUAUGGAAUCAACUGGAUUUACUACUCUAACGUCAACUACUGUCAGCGACCCAACUACAACUGUUCCAUCUUCAACUACAGAAUUACCAGAAUCCACUUCACCGACGUCAACGACUGUCACUGAAUCUACUACCACUGAUUCAUCUUUUACUAUGGAAUCAACUGUAUCCACUACCCCACCAUCAACUACUGCCAGCGACUCAACUACAACUGUUCCAUCUUCAACUACGGAAUCAAGUGGAUCGACUACACCAACGACAACGACGGUCACUGAAUCUACUACCUCUGAUUCAUCGUCUACUAUGUCACCAACUGAAUCCACUACCCAAACAUCAACUACAACUGUCCCAUCUUCAACUAUAGAAUUGACUACUCAAACUUCAACGACUGUCACCGAAUCAACUACCACUGUUCCAUCUUUAACUACAGAAUCAACAGAAUCCACUUCAUCGACGUCAACUACUGUCACUGAAUCAACUACCAUUGCUUCAUCGUCUACUUUAUCAACAACUGAAUCCACUACCCUAACGUCAACUACUGUGAGCGACUCAACCACGACUGUUUCAUCUUCAACUAUGGGAUCGUCUACCACAACGUCAAUGACUGUAACUGAAUCAACUACCGCUGAUUCAUCCUCUACUAUGGAAUCAACUGCAUCUUCUACCCCAACAUCAACAACUAUCAGCGAAUCCACUACAACUGUCCCACCUUCUACUACGGAAUAAACUGAAUCCACUCCAACCCCACACUAACGACUGUUGCCGAAUCAACUACGGCCAGAUCGACCACGGAAACGGGUUAAUGAAAAGAACACAAAAGAUUUAAAUUAUACCAAUUUCAUUUUCACGAUUUGAUUUUUUAAAUGAUUGAAACGUAGUUACCUUGAAAAAUAAUUUAACAAUCGUCAAAUAAUUUGCUAAUUCUCAAAAACAUCGCGGAUCAUCAAUUAAUCAGUCACUCUAAAUAUCUGUAAAUCUCUAACUGCAAUUUAUAAAAAAAGCAAGAAAAAUUUACACUACCGUAAAGAAAAUCAAUAAGAUUUAUUAGUUUUACAUGAACAAAAAAAUACAUAUAAAUAAAAUAAUGAGAAUAUUUGCCCUAAUGGGAUAUAUAUGAUAAAUGAUAAUCUAUUUUGUGUAAAAGUAGUCACGAUUCAAAAUUUGUUAAAACGAAUUAUAAUCUUUGU
Molecule: messenger RNA, 3520 nt
Organism: Daphnia pulex (common water flea)
Lineage: Eukaryota; Metazoa; Arthropoda; Branchiopoda; Diplostraca; Daphniidae
Product: flocculation protein FLO11-like
Exons: 3
Coding region: 516-3059 (847 amino acids)
Source: RefSeq, a predicted model, not a curated record